ACGGGCAUGGCGGCUGUCGAGGAAGGAGGGGGGUGGGGAUCUGUGUGAGGAGAAGCGGCCAUGGCGGCGGAGGAUGGAGAGAGGGAACGGAGCGGCCUGAGGGGCAGAAUGGAGGACGGGAUCCUCAGCCGCUUCGUGCAGCUGCCGGGGAGGCCGCACACGGCGGGUCAGAGAUCUCCACCAGCAAGAAGCGGCCAUCGCUGCGUGGCAGACAAUGCCAACCUGUAUGUGUUUGGAGGCUACAAUCCUGACUACGAUGAGUCUGGUGGGCCAGAGAAUGAAGACUACCCACUCUUCAGGGAGCUCUGGCGGUACAACUUCGCUACAGACACGUGGCACCAAAUGGGCACCGAGGGCUACAUGCCCAGGGAGCUGGCCUCCAUGUCACUUGUAUUGCAUGGCAACAACCUGCUUGUGUUUGGAGGCACCGGAAUCCCAUUUGGGGAGAGUAAUGGCAACGAUGUCCACGUCUGCAAUGUCAAGUACAAAAGAUGGGCCCUGCUCAGCUGCAGAGGAAAGAAACCCAAUCGGAUCUAUGGGCAGGCCAUGGCCAUCAUCAAUGGGUCUCUAUAUGUGUUUGGUGGAACAACUGGUUACAUUUACAGCACCGACCUGCAUAAACUAGACCUCAACACCAGAGAGUGGAUCCAAUUGAAACCAAACAACAUGUCCUGCGACAUGCCAGAGGAGAGGUACAGGCAUGAAAUUGCACACGAUGGUCAAAGGAUUUAUAUCCUGGGAGGUGGAACUUCCUGGACAGCUUAUUCCUUAGAUAAGAUCCAUGCAUACAACCUUGAAACCAACACCUGGGAGGAAAUUGCCACAAAACCUCAUGAAAAAGUUGGUUUCCCAGCAGCUAGAAGAUGCCACAGCUGUGUUCAGAUCAAAAAUGAUGUGUUUGUUUGUGGAGGAUAUAAUGGAGAAGUAAUUCUAGGAGACGUUUGGAAGCUGAAUCUGCAGACUUUCCAGUGGGUCAAGCUCCCAGCUGCCAUGCCCGAACCAGUGUAUUUUCACUGUGCUGCUGUCACACCAGCUGGCUGUAUGUACGUUCACGGAGGAGUUGUCAACAUCCACGAAAACAAACGGACUGGCUCUCUGUUUAAAAUGUGGUUGGUGGUACCCAGCCUGCUGGAACUGUCGUGGGAGAAGCUCCUGGAGUAUUUCCCUCAUCUAGCAACCCUUUCCAGAUCUCAGCUUUUGCACCUUGGACUGACGCAGGGACUCGUUGAGAGGCUAAAAUGAGAACAGCUCCAGCUUCUGCCCCACACACAACACUACGUCCAGCAGCUCCCCCUUCCUUCCCUCCCUCCCCUAUUUAUGGAUACUGUGGUUGGUCUUGCUAAGAACACACGGAGGAACCUGCUCAACAACGCCUUACUCAGCAAGUGCAUCGAUGCCUUUCUAGAAGUUUCUAAUUUGUUGGAAAGCCACUUUUUAUUUAUGGAUCUCUGAGUUAACGCCAUGAAUGGAGAACGCUCUGGGACUAACCCAUCCCAUCCAUCUGCCAUCAGCACACGCUUGCAACUUAAUUGGGGAGGGGGGGAGGGAGGGAGGGCAGAGCUUAAUGAAUGUCUGAAAUCAUGCUUACAUGUGGUGCAUUCAACUGCAUACUUUCAUAAGCUGCAUCUAACAGAGGACAGUCAGUGUGUAAAAACAGCUGCUGGGGGUGAUGUUCAUCCCCCUGCUGCCCAGCCAUGCUCUCCCUUUAUAACAGCAAAGAACUCUUAAAGCUGGAGGGCUUUGCAUGUGGUAUAUGGGCUUCAGGUGAUGACUGCAGUGCUGGAGGAGGCAGUGAGCAAAGCUGAUCCUGCACAGCUCUUGGGGUGCAGGGAUUUGAAGUGGGCACAGCUGUGCUCUUCACCUUUUCAGAUGGAAAGGUUUGCUUAAAAGACUGCUUAAAAGCUGCCACUGAA
Messenger RNA from Coturnix japonica (Japanese quail), 1913 nucleotides. RefSeq names its product kelch domain containing 10 (gene KLHDC10). Gene Ontology annotation, biological process: positive regulation of stress-activated MAPK cascade. The record is from RefSeq and is a predicted model, not a curated record. NCBI's taxonomy places the organism in Eukaryota, Metazoa, Chordata, Aves, Galliformes, Phasianidae. Gene Ontology annotation, molecular function: protein binding.